Entamoeba invadens IP1 is the source of this 531-nucleotide messenger RNA. Its product is annotated as zinc finger protein, putative. NCBI's taxonomy places the organism in Eukaryota, Evosea, Mastigamoebida, Endamoebidae. The record is from RefSeq and is a predicted model, not a curated record. The transcript has a single exon. The coding region runs from base 1 to 531 and encodes 176 amino acids.
AUGCAAGCCGGUCUUGAGCAAUCAGUGAAUAUAAUCUAUGACAAGUUCAUCUCGAAGAAAGACGUCAAAGGGAAGUAUGUAUGCCCAUAUAUGGGGUGUGGCAAAACUUACUUAUCCGAAGAGUCAUUAACUCGCCAUUUAAAUCGACACUCCACAGUGAAAGAACAUGUCUGUGACGUCUGUGGAAAGGCUUUUUUGAGGAAGUCUGAGUGCGAAAUCCACAUGAGAAUCCACACGGGAGUCAAACCAUUUUCUUGUUCCCUUUGUAACAAAAAGUUUGCUCGAGCGACGGAUUUGAAAAUUCAUAUGGUCUACCACUCCGAUGAGAAACCAUUCAAAUGCCCUUUCCCGGGGUGUACACUUAGUUUUAAAAGGAAAAGCGACGCUAAAAAACACCUCAGAAUUCAUGUCAAGAAAACUCAAUGCAAUUUCCAAUCACUUAUCACACAAGUAGUGCCUUCUGCGUUCUCCCCUAUCCCAAAGAGGUUUAUUAAAGUCGAGAAAACAGAGUUAGUAUAUGAUUGUAAUUAA